CUAACGUUUCGGAAAUUUGGAACCCCAUUGUCCCCCGAAUUUUUCAUCGCCCCCAAAACCUCGCGCAGUGCCCGAAUCGACAGGAUGCCUCGAAAGCGAAGAGCUUCCUCCACGUCGCUGGACAUCGAGGAAGACGAGUUCGCCCCCGAGGAGAAGUACAGCAGGGACGAUUUAGAGAGCAGGGCUCCCAGGAACGCCGCGAACGCCAGGGAAAGGGCCAGGAUGAGAGUCCUCAGCAAAGCCUUCUGCAGGUUGAAGACCACCCUCCCGUGGGUUCCCGCGGACACCAAACUCAGCAAACUGGACACUUUGCGCCUCGCGGCGACGUACAUCGCUCACCUGAGGGCCGUCCUCAGGGACGACGGGGAUGCCCAUCGAGAGACCACCAGAUCCUUGUCCUUGGCGCUCUCGUGGCCCUUCGCCAUCCAGAGUGCCGGCAGUCCCAUGUUGUUGAACAACAAUUGCAAUUCCUCGGCCUCCUCGACGUCGUCCGGUUCCGGGCAAUACCGGGGACAGCAAGGACCGCAGGAAAUCCAAAACCUCCACCAUACGAGCCAUCAAAACCUGCCAAUCAGGAAUAACCAUGAGACGCAGCUUUCCUACUAUUAAGUUUCACCCGAAGUGGGUCGCUUCUUCACAUUCUGCUCAAACUAAAUUUCGACUUCCGACGUCCUAUUUCCGGUCGUCCACUCGAUCAGUCGACGCGGCUAUUAAGUGCUAAAAAAAAAUAUAUAUAUAAAACGUAUAUUACC
This is a messenger RNA of Orussus abietinus, 752 nucleotides long. It is a transcript of the gene HLH54F, whose product is annotated as transcription factor 21. The record is from RefSeq and is a predicted model, not a curated record. Lineage: Eukaryota; Metazoa; Arthropoda; Insecta; Hymenoptera; Orussidae. Gene Ontology annotation, molecular function: protein dimerization activity; RNA polymerase II transcription regulatory region sequence-specific DNA binding; DNA-binding transcription factor activity, RNA polymerase II-specific. The transcript is spliced from 3 exons. The coding region runs from base 85 to 609 and encodes 174 amino acids. Gene Ontology annotation, biological process: regulation of transcription by RNA polymerase II; developmental process.